This is a messenger RNA of Solenopsis invicta (red fire ant), 1883 nucleotides long. RefSeq lists its product as uncharacterized. The coding region runs from base 457 to 822 and encodes 121 amino acids. The transcript has 3 exons. Lineage: Eukaryota; Metazoa; Arthropoda; Insecta; Hymenoptera; Formicidae. The record is from RefSeq and is a predicted model, not a curated record.
AAAGUCCUUGGGUGUACAUCACUGAUAGCCGAUCAUGUUUUGGUUUUUAUGGUAACAGGAAUUUUGAAAAGAUGGAAAAUUCUAUUAUCUUACAACUUCUACAAUAGUCAAACAAAAUCUGCACAGUUAAUUAGAUGCAUAAAAGAAAUUAUAAAAGAAUUAUCUCAAGCUGGUUUGACAAUAAUUGCAACUGUAUGCGACCAAGGGGGACCAAAUAUGACAUCCAUUAAGAAACUUCUCGAGGAUUCAAGAAGUAAAUGUAUACAAAAAGGUCAAGAAUAUCGAGGUUUUAUUGAACUUUUUGGGCAAAAUAUUGUACCUAUCUAUGAUCCACCGCAUCUUUUAAAAGAAAUUCGUAAUAAUUUAUUAUUUAAAAAUUUGGAAAUUAAUAUCACUAAUUCAGGAAUAAAGGAAUGACAGUUUACAUCAUGGGACAUCAUUGAUCAGGCAUAUAAAAUGGAUAUUUACACAAAUACAUUAAAUUGUCAAUUGCCAACAUUAACCGAUGAACAUGUUAUUAGAUCAAAAAUAAAAAAGAUGAUAGUUAAAUGUGCUGCUCAAAUUUUUAGUGCAAGAUUAAGAUAUAUAUUGAAUACAACAACAAAAUCAAAGGAGGAUUUGUUGACACAGAUUGGUCCACUACAAAUACCAAAGGCAGGAUAUGACACAGCAAUAGUGUUAGAUUUUUUCAACAAAGUUUUUGAUUCCGUGAACGCACAUACUUUGCAUCCAGAGACUUCUUUACGUGUUGCGGUAACAAAAAAUAGCAAACACCAUGAUUUUUGGCCACAUGCUACUAAAUUAUUGUCCGAUAUGGGGUGACACUCUUUUGGACACAGCACGAUUGGACACCAACCAAUCAUCUUGACUUAUCUAACCAAACUAACGGAAAAACUCUAGGCAUCGGCCGCUGUGAGUGGUGGUGUCCAAUCGUGCGGUGUCCAAUCGUGCGCACCCCUCCGAUGUGCGAUAUGUAGAUCCGAAAACUAAGCAACCAGUUAAGUGCAUACCGUCAUUAAAAAAUUGGAGUUUUACUCUACGUGGAUUUCAGAACAUAUGGAAAAUAGUUGAUAACGCAGGUAUAAAAUUUUUAAAGACAAGAAAUAUUAAUCAAGAUCCACUAGAAAAUUUUUUUGGUAUGAUUCGUAGUCACGGACAUAGAAAUAUUAAUCCUUCGUAUAACCAAUUUUGUGGAUCAUAUAAAACAUUAUUAAUUAAUAAUUUAACAGCAAAACAGUCUAUGGACUCUAACUGCGAAGAUAAAAAUGACGGUAAUUUAUUAUUUAAUUUAAAACAAUUUGUGAAAAUUGUUUCUCAUGUAAAUAAUGCAUCAGAACAAAUAGUUGAAGAAGACUCUGUAGCAUUCCAAAAUAACACAAUAAUAUAUAACAUCUCAUCACAUAAAAAUAAUAGUCAAAUGUAUGUUUUUGGUUGGAUUGCAAAAAAGAUUUUAUCUUUGAAACAGUUUAAAAAAUGUUUAGAGUGUAAACAGAGUCUUCUAACAACAGAUAUAACAUCUGAAGAAUAUGUGCAACAACUAGUCGGGGUGCGCACGAUUGGACACCGCACGAUUGGACACCACCACUCACAGCGGCCAUUGCCUAGUUUUUCCAUUGGUUUGGUUAGAUAAGUCAAGAUGAUUGGUUGGUGUCCAAUUGUGCUGUGUCCAAAAAAGUGUCACCCCAACUUGUCCAUAGAGAAUAUGUACGAGAAAAACCUUCUUUAACUUAUCCAUCAAUGACUUUUUUCAAACACGCAUUUAUUAAAGCCGAUUCUAUUUUAAAUAAAAAUAUUUCUUUAUUAUUUCGCAGAAAUGUUUCUACUUUGUUGUAUACACUUUUAAACGAUAAAUUAAGUUUAGAUUUUAUACGUUGUAAUAAACA